This is a messenger RNA of Morus notabilis, 1918 nucleotides long. RefSeq names its product patatin-like protein 6. Gene Ontology annotation, biological process: lipid metabolic process. Bases 349 to 1848 code for a protein of 499 amino acids. NCBI's taxonomy places the organism in Eukaryota, Viridiplantae, Streptophyta, Magnoliopsida, Rosales, Moraceae. The record is from RefSeq and is a predicted model, not a curated record. The transcript has 4 exons.
CUCUGUGUUUUUUGCCUGCUUUCUUCUUCUGUUUUUCUUUCUUCUUUCUCUUCUUUGGCGUCUCAUACGCUUAGAAACUGUAAUAUUUCUCUGUGUUUCGUGUUCGUUCUGUUUAAGAGUCGAGGAGUAGAGAACAACAGAGGAUUGUUUUGGUGAGUGUUUGGGAAGGAGGAAAAUCUUUUUGGCGGAGUUUUCUGAGAAAGUUUUCUUUUUCUCGGACUUUCUGGUUGAGUCAGGUGAAUUUUGUUUUUGGGAUAUUUAGAUUGAAGUGGUAGUGAUUCGGAAUGUUCUGGUUUUGGUAAAACAAAAAAAAAAACAAAAAAAAAGGAAAAGGAAAAUAUAUGUUUUAUGGGAAGCUUCGAUUUGGAGCCAAGUUUUGGCAUGAAAUUGAUGGGCGUGACAUACAAGGAAAUUUUUCCGUUUGGAUUCUCGGAAAAUUCUGCGAUGAUGAAUGAGAAUAUUAAUAUCAAUAAUCAACCGGAAAUGCACGAGCCGAGCAUCGAUACUGAUAAGCUCAGCUACGAGAUAUUCUCGAUUUUAGAGAGCAAGUUCCUGUUCGGCUACGACGAUCAGAAACUUUGGGUUCCCAAGCAGAUCGCUCCUGCUCCGACGGCCGGCGAAGCUCCGCCGCAGAGCCUCGUCAGCGGUGAAACCAAUGGCGUCUCGGCGAUCAAGAACCAGAGAGGCAAAAUCUGCAUACUCAGCAUCGACGGCGGAGGCAUGCGGGGGAUCCUUUCCGGCAAGGCCUUGGCUUAUCUCGAGCAGUCACUGAAGGCGAAAUCGGGGAAUCCGGACGCCAGAAUAGCCGACUACUUCGACGUCGCUGCCGGCGCCGGCGUCGGAGGAAUCUUCACGGCGAUGCUCUUCGCCACCAGAGACCAGAGCCGUCCGAUUUCGAAGGCGGACGAUACGUGGAGGUUCCUCACUGACAACGGACGGCGAUUCUACCGCAGCACACCAAACUCCGGCGGAUUUCUCCGGCGAAUUUUCCGAGCCAGCGGCGGAAGCUCCGGUUCGGCGACGGCCGGUCUGGAGAAGUCGAUGAAAGAGGUUUUCGUCGAGAAAGGGCGGAGCCUAACCCUGAAGGACACUCUUAAGCCGGUCCUAAUCCCUUGCUACGAUCUCUCCAGUACGGCGCCGUUUUUGUUUUCGCGAGCCGACGCGCUGGAGACGGACAGCUUCGACUUCGAGCUUUGGGAGGUGUGCCGGGCGACGUCGGCCGAACCGGGUUCGUUCGAGCCGGUUCAGAUGAGGUCGGUGGACGGGCAGACGCGGUGCCUGGCGGUGGACGGGGGGCUUGCGAUGAGCAAUCCGACGGCGGCGGCGAUCACGCACGUGCUGCACAACAAGCAGGAGUUCCCGUUCGUGCGAGGGGUGGAGGACCUCUUGGUACUUUCCAUAGGGACGGGGCAGCUGCUGGAAGUCAGCUACGAGGGGGAGCAGGUCAGAAAAUGGAAGGCCAAGGAGUGGGCCCGCCCCACUGCUCGCAUCACCACCGACGCCUCCGCGGAUUUCGUGGACCAGGCCGUGUCCAUGGCCUUUGGCCACUCCCGGAGCACUAAUUACGUCCGGGUUCAGGCUAACGGAUCUAGCUUGGGACGGUGUGGACCAAAUGUAGAUACAGACUCAAGUCCCGGCAAUGUAAAUAUGCUGCUUGGACUAGCAGAGGAGAUGCUCAAACAGAAGAAUGUUGAAUCGGUUCUUUUUGGUGGUAAGAAGAUUGGCGAACAGAGCAAUUUCGAGAAGCUCGACUGGUUUGCUGGGGAACUGGUGCUGGAGCAUCAGAGGCGGAGUUGCAGAAUAGCUCCCACUGUUGCUUUCAAGCAAGCUACUUCAAAAACAAUCUAGAUAACAGACCAAGUCCAAAACAACAAGGUAAAGGGAAAACUUAUUCAAGAAGAAAAAUGAAGGGAAAAAA